AUGUAUUAUAAAGUUGAUCAAUUAAAACAAGCAUAUUAUAACAUAUUAAAAUCAUCAUCAAGUCAUUCAUCAUGUCAGUUAGUCAUAUUUGUUUCCUGUUUAAAUAUCGAUUCCAUGUGUGCCACUAAGAUGCUAUCAAAUUUAUUUAAGAAAGAAUUAGUUCAAUUACAAAUUGUCCCAGUUUUUGGAUAUUCUGAAUUGAAAAAACUAUAUUCACAAUUAGAUAUCAAUAUAAAUAGUGUUAUAUUGGUUGGAUUCGGUGCUGUUGUUGACUUAGAAGCAUUUUUAAAUCUGGAUAAUAAUAACACGACUGAUAAUAAUAACACGCCUGAUAAUAAUAAUAAUAAUAAUAAUAAUAAUAAUAGUGAAAGAUUGAUUUAUGUAUUAGAUGCUCAUAGGCCGUGGAAUUUAGAUAAUUUAUUUGGAUCCGAUAUUAUUCAUUGUUUUGAUGAUGGUACUGUGGAAAAUAAUUUACAACAUGAAAAAGAGGCAUAUUUCAAAUUAGUUAAAUUAGAAGAAGAAAGAGAAAAUGACAGUGAAGAUGAUGGACUUUCUGACGAUGACGAAGACGAUGACGAUGACGAUGACGAUGACGAAGAACAAGACCAAACUGAUGAAGAUGAAGACGAAGAAAGCAAUAUCGACUCAAAGAAACGAAAAAAAUCAUCUUCAAAUAAUAAUAAUCCAAGGAAAAAAUUAAUUAUACAAAGAAGGAAAGAUAUCAAUACUUAUGAACGAUUCUUAGAAGAAUAUUACUCCAAUGGUUCUACAAUAGUAAAUUCCAUUUCCACACAAAUAUAUUCCUUAUUAUCAUCCAUUGGUGAAACAAAUAUACAGAACUUAUGGUUAACCAUACUGGGAGCCACGUCGUUAGAUACAGCAUAUUCUCAAGUUUAUAAUCGAUUAUUCCCAUUAUUGCAAGAUGAAGUGAAAAGAUUAUCACCGAGUAAUAAUAGUAUGAUCUCCACAAAGACACCAGACACUUUAUCAUUAGAAGUACAACCCGAUUAUUAUUUAUUCUUACUAAGACAUUCGUCAUUAUAUGAUAGUUUUUAUUAUUCCAAUUAUGUCAAUGCCAAAUUGUCACUUUGGAAUGAAAAUGGGAGGAAAAGAUUACAUAAAAUGUUUGCAAGAAUGGGGAUCCCCUUAACGACAGCUCAAGAAUCAUGGCUUUAUAUGGAUCAUUCCAUUAAAAGAGAAUUAGGAAUCAUUUUUGAUAAGAAUUUAGAUCGAUAUGGAUUACAAGAUAUUGUAAGAGACGGAUUUGUCAGAACAUUUGGUUAUAGAGGUAGUAUUAGUGCGAGUGAAUUUGUCGAAGCAUUAACAGCAUUAUUAGAGAUGGGCGGGUCCAUCCUUAAAGAUGGUAGAGUAGUAUCAUCAAGUAAUAAUGCAAAUUAUGAUGUUCCAUUAGAUGAAGAAGAUAUACAAGAUAAUGAUGGUAAUGUAUCACAAUUAUUAAAUUUGACAAGACGUCAAUGGGUUUCUAAUUUCUGGUUAAGUUGGGAUGCGUUAGAUGAUCGUAAAUUUGAAUUAUUAAAUCGUGGUAUUCAACAUGCACAAAUGUUACAAAAAUCUGUUUUCAAUACAAGUGUUAUCAUUUUGGAGAAAAAAUUGAUUAAACAUCUUCGAAUAUAUAGAUUAUGUGUAUUACAAGAUGGUCCUGAUCUAGAAUUGUAUAGGAACCCAUUGACAUUACUACGAUUAGGUAAUUGGUUAAUAGAAUGUUGUGCAGAAUCUGAAGACAAACAAUUAUUACCGAUGGUUUUGGCAAGUUUGGAUGAAUCAACAGACACUUAUCUUGUUGCUGGUCUGUCACCAAGGUACCCAAGGGGAUUGGAUACUAUUAAUACGAGAAAACCAAUUUUAAACAACUUUAGUAUGGCAUUUCAACAAAUUACAGCAGAGACAGGUGCUAAAGUUAAGAUAGAUAAUUUUGAAAGUUCAAUUAUUGAGAUUCGUAAAGAUGACCUAUCACCAUUCUUAGAAAAGUUAACAUUAAGUGGUUUAUUAUAG
Molecule: messenger RNA, 2013 nt
Organism: Naumovozyma dairenensis CBS 421
Lineage: Eukaryota; Fungi; Ascomycota; Saccharomycetes; Saccharomycetales; Saccharomycetaceae
Gene: CDC45
Product: DNA replication initiation factor CDC45
Exons: 1
Coding region: 1-2013 (670 amino acids)
Biological process (GO): mitotic DNA replication preinitiation complex assembly; DNA replication initiation; double-strand break repair via break-induced replication
Cellular component (GO): DNA replication preinitiation complex
Molecular function (GO): DNA replication origin binding; chromatin binding; single-stranded DNA binding
Source: RefSeq, a predicted model, not a curated record